GUUAGUGCCAAUUGUUGACUACCUCUCGAUCCGGUCCUCCGAUAGUGGACUCUUGCCGCUUUGCGAAGCCUGGCCUGCGAGGUGUCGUUCACCAUGCUUGGCUCGAACAACUAAUUCCACCAGACCUUGUUCUUGCCCGCUCACCCUGACCCUGUCCAUUUGGUUGGGGGUUUCCGGACCGAAGUUCCAGGUGUCAUUUAUGCAGUAUACGCAUUGGGCCCAUACAUACUUGAUCUGCAUGCGUCGGUCACCUGGACUUCAAACGCCAACUUACUGUCGGACUGAUUCAUACCUACUUCUUCAUCAAUACAAUCAUGUCCACCAAUGCUCCGGAUAAUGGCGCUGGGAAGCCGCGCCUACACACGGCCCGCUCGUUCCCAAGAAUGGACUCGCCCGAUACGAGCCCUUUCGUUCGCUCCAGAGCCAAGACCGUUCAGUCUGUGGCAAUACCUGAACUGGUAGAUGCCGAGGCCCUUCCGUUAUCCUUGUCGACAUCUGAUGAGGAACGGGUUGAAAGCCCCGACCUGUUCGAGAAACCAGGCUCUUCCGACUUGGGCGACGAUGGGCAGCAGGCUGAAGAGAUCUCGGUGCUUUCACGGGGCAGUCAGGGUCACACGGAGGAGCUACCGAUUGAGCUCGCAAGUAUGACAGACAGAUUUGUCCACUCGCUUACUGCCAAGGUACACUCCUCUCCCCCCACGAUCGAAAGAGUUUCGAGUCGCUUCCAAGAAUUCUACGUUCGAGCGGAAUCCCACAUAGCCACUCAUAUCUCUGCUCUGGCGUCUCGAAUAAACCGCGAUCCUUCUCCAUUCCGUGCCACGCAGGGAAAGUCUAGUAACAAAGGCUCAGAUGGCCGUCAAAUGUUGACAGCGUCGGAGGUCACGGAGAAGAGGAUUGCACGUAAGCAUCUUGCUUCCAAACGUGUUGCUUUAGAAGAAGCCGUGGAACGGAGAGCUUGUGAGACUAUCUACGACAAAAUAUGGAGGCAUAAUAGCACUCUGGAUGAAAUCCGAGACGAGAAGCUGCGCUCCAAGACAGCGGCGCUCUCCCUAGUUGGCAUUAACUUAAAGGAUCUCGGUGUUGAUCUCGACAUCAGUGCAAUCGAUGAAGAGAAGCAGAAAGCAGCAGAUGAAUGUCUUUCUGCUGCACGAGAAUGCCUGGCGAAAAUGAACGAUGACAAGUAUCCUCUAGGCAAACUCCAACAGCUUGCCGCCGCACACAAGGCAAUAGUUGACGCCUUGACUAAAUUGCUGCCGUCUUCUUCCUCUGCUGAUGAAAUCCUGCCUACUCUGAUCUAUUCGCUCGUCACCUGUCCUCCUGAGGGGAUCAACAUCAUUAGCAAUCUCUUCUUCAUCCAGCGGUUUAGGUCGUCUAGUAAAAUAGACGGUGAAACCGCAUAUUGCUUGACUAACCUUGAAGCGGCUAUUAGCUUUCUCGAAAAUGUAGACCUCUCUGAACUCCGCGGGGAGGAAGCCUUUGAGGGCCAGACUAAGGCAGCCAAUGAUAAUUCGACUUCGGCUGGGAGGAAUGAUUCUCUCCAGUCCCCUAACGCCUCCAAGGAAGCAGCAGUAUCGUCGGUUACACCAGUGACAGCCUCGCCUGAACUAUCGAAACCAGUUGGGCAAGACGCCUCUGGCAGUCUGCCCCGACCUCAGUCGUCAGCAAGCACUCAACAACGGCGGCUGAACAAUCUUUUCCAGCCGCCUGCAAAGGUACUCGGGGCUGCUAAUGAUGCUGUCCGUAACACCGCAGACCAGGGACUCAAGAACAUUGGGGCGUCCCUGGACACCAGUUUUAAUUUCCUGUUUGGCCGCCUUAAAGAGCUGCAGUCCAACCAGUUCCCUGCCAAAGACGGAAACGAUCCGGUCUUACCGAAGACGUUGGCAGACGCUCGACGUCUGGUUACGAACCCCAUAUCUACUGGGAACAAUCUGAGCCAAGACGAGAACUCGGCCAGAGAGGCUCGUCCCGCCGAUCGGCCUCCAUUGAGGCGCAUCGGAUCCAAAGCAGAGGAUACUUUUCUAGGGCUGGUUAGUGGCCAGAGAACUCCACGUGAUCGGAGUGUGGACAGCGUUAGGACCCAAGGCAGCUCCAGGAAAACCACGAUUUCUCAGGGCCCGCAGAAAGAAGAGUCCCAGGUUUCCCCGGCAAGCACGGCAUCGCUGGCUACUACGCCACUGGAAUCGAUGCGGAAUUUCGGGAACACUCUCAACCCGCUCAAUCACAUUCCCGGCAUGAUCAGGAACUUUGGACGUGCCGCUCCAGGCACUCCUGACACCCCUGGGCCCAUGCCGUCUCCGAACACUCCUACCGAGAGAAUCAGAGCCUCGAUCCUCUCGCGCGAGGCAUCGUCUUCGAAUGUGCCCACUGCCCCGCCCCGGGUUGAGCGGGUCGAGCGGGUUGACCCGCCUAUUCACCGUUUCCUCCAAAUGCAAAACGCCAGCGAGCUCACAAUCGGAGACGUAUCUGUUUUGCUAGAGGACUACAAGCGCAUUGCUGCAGCACUGUCCAAACAAAGCUCUGCCUGAGUUGAAGCUUCGCUUUUCUUUCUUCAAGGCACAUGAUUCCCACAUGGUUGUUCAUACUACCCCCUCCUGUUUGCCGUAUUUCCGUGGCGAUUUACCGCUCGUUCUUCAUUUUACCAUUGAAUUUGUAGAUCACUGCUGGUGUUCAGUGUUUAGUGUUCAGGUUCAUGUCUUGCAUUUUCAGCCAUUGGGUCGAAAGGCAUCGCUAGCAGUGCUAGUACUUAAUCAAAUGCAGUUUUUUUCAAACAAUGAAUUCGGCGGGGGUAUAGUGACAAUUGCUAACAGAGGGAUUUGAGAAGAACACAAAGUAACAGG
Messenger RNA from Aspergillus ibericus CBS 121593, 2840 nucleotides. RefSeq names its product VPS9 domain-containing protein. Gene Ontology annotation, cellular component: endocytic vesicle; cytosol. Gene Ontology annotation, biological process: vesicle-mediated transport. NCBI's taxonomy places the organism in Eukaryota, Fungi, Ascomycota, Eurotiomycetes, Eurotiales, Aspergillaceae. The record is from RefSeq and is a predicted model, not a curated record. The coding region runs from base 315 to 2528 and encodes 737 amino acids. The transcript has 2 exons. Gene Ontology annotation, molecular function: guanyl-nucleotide exchange factor activity; small GTPase binding.